CGGAAGUGAUCUGUGCGCAUGCGCUCAUCAACGCACACGCACGAGAGAGAGGAGAACCAAAACAGCGCCUAUUACGGGGAUUAAAUACUGCGAGAGCGGAAUGAGCUCAGCUUGGAGAUCAACAUUGUGAGCACAGAUACUCGUGUGUGUUUGAGAGAGAUGAGCGGCACACAGGAGUCCAGUGGAGGGUCCGAGCACGAGGCAAAGCGACCGUGCACGCGGACAGAGUCACGUCAGCGCUGUGAACCAGCAGAGGGCGACAGUGUUGCAGUGUCAGUGAUCAUGCCCGUGUAUAACGCUUCUGAUUGGCUGGACGAGUGUCUGCAGGCAAUACUGGAGCAGGAUUUUGCAGGCCGUAUGGAGCUGUCUGUGUAUGACGACGGCAGUACGGAUAACUCCAGAGAAGUGAUCGAGGGAUGGAGGCAGAGGUUCGAGGACAGAGGCAUUUCACUGCUGAUCUCAGGACACACCGCAUCCAGCCCACGCGGAGUUGGAUUUGCUAAAAACCAGGCGGUGUGUCGGAGCUCUGGACGAUUCCUCUGCUUUCAGGACGCGGAUGAUGUCAUGAGGCCUCAGAGAGUUCGGCUACAGUAUGAAGCGGCUGAAGUCAAUCCCACUGCGAUCAUUGGUUGUAAAGUGAGUCGAGUUCCUGAAGGCUCCACUGAGCGAUACACCAGGUGGAUCAACUCUCUGAGUCCAGAGCAGCUCCACACACAGGCGUUCACGUCUCACGGGCCGACGGUCGUCAUGCCGACCUGGUUCUGCUCCCGCCGCUGGUUCCAGACCGUCGGUGCCUUCAACGAGGGAGGAAAGGGCGUUCCCGAGGAUCUGCUCUUCUUCUACCAGAGUCUUCGCUGCGGGGGGGUGUUGCUGCGAGUGGAGGAGUGUUUGCUGGUGUAUCGAUAUCAUCCGCACUCAGCCACACACUCUGUGCUGGAACACAGUAUCUGGGACGAGCGCGUGCGGUUCCUGCAGGAGUGUGUGUUGAGCCGCUGGGACUCCUUCACUGUGUGGAGCGCUGGGAAACAGGGCCGGAGACUCUUCCGCUGCCUGAGCCGCGCCAACCAGGAGAAGGUGAAAGCGUUCUGUGACGUGGACGAAAACAAAAUUCAGAAGGGCUUUUACACGUACGAGGAGUCGAAGGAACGGCCGAAGCCCAAGAUUCCCAUCCUGCACUUCAGAAAGGCAUCGCCUCCGUUUAUCGUGUGUGUGAAGCUGGAUAUGACGCACGGAGUCCUGGAGGAAAACCUGCGUUCGCUGCAGCUGAUCGAGGGAAUCCAUUACUACCACUUCAGCUGAAGACUGAGAUCCAGAUGAAGGAGAGUCAAGCCUGCGGACGAGUGACGGGACUAAAUAAUGUCUUACGAUCUGAGAAUGCUAAACACUUCACUGUACGGCUUGAAGAAAGAGGCUGAAAACAUCACUAGCUCAGCGUGAAACUGGAGACGUGCGUCAGGACCAAAUUUACGAUAUUUUAAAUUAAAGUUUAAUUGGUUAAAUAGACACGGUAAGAAAAACAGGCAACAUUAAUUACAUGAUUUAAGAUUAUAAUAGCAUGUUGUUAAUGCUAACAUAUUUUUGUCGUGUUUCUAGCAUGUUUUACCACAUUGCUAGUAUGUUAUAGCAUGUUGCUAAUGAUACUUAUGCUAACAUGUUUUAGCACAUUCCUAGCAUAAAGCACAAAGCUUUUAUGCUUCUAUCAUGAUUUAGCACGUUAGCAUGUUCUAACAACAUUGUACAUAGCAAAAUACACAUUUCUAGCAUUUUUUAUCACAUGACAAGUCUUAUUUAAGGUGAUGCUAGUAUGUUUCUAGCACAUUUUAACAUUUCUAUAAUGUUGUAGAAUGUUGCUAAUAUUAUGUGUUUAACACAUUGUUAUCAUGUUUUAACAUAUUGCUAAUGUGAUUUUGCAUCUUUCGGGCAUGUUCCAAACCCUACUAGCGUAAUUGAACAAUGCUAGUAUGUUAUAGCAUGUUGCUGAUAAUAUGUAUGCUAACAUGUUUUAGCACAUUGUUAGCAUGUUUAACAUGUUGCUAAUGUAAUUUUGAAUGUUUUUAUCAUGUUCAAACACAUAAUUGAACACAAUGCUAGUAUGUUACUAGCAUGUUUAACACAUUGCUAGUGUGUUGUCGCAUGUUGUCAAUACAUACGCUAACAAGUUUUAGCAUACUGCUACUCUGUUUCUAGCAUGUUUUAACACAUUGCUAGUGUGCUGUAGCAUGAUGCUGAUAAAAAAAUAUAUAUGCUAACAUGUUUUAGCACAUUGUUAGCAUGUUCAAACACAUUUCUAGCAUAUUUUAAAACACAAACUGGUUAGUUUCUAGAGUGUUUAAGCCAUUUUGUAUCAUGAUUUGACAUGCUUCUAGCAUGUUUUAUUACAUGACUAGCAUAAUUUAGCAAUGCUAGUAUGUUUUUAGCAUGUUUUAACACAUUGCUAGUAUUUUGCAGCAUGUUUGCUGAUAAUACAUAUGCUUACAUGUUUUAACUAAACACAUUGCUAGCAUGUUUAAUCACAUAGUUGGCAUAAUAUCACACAAUGCUAGUAUGUUUCUAGUUUUAAUGUUGCUAGCAUUGUGCUUCUGGCAUUUUCUAGCACAUUGCCAACAUGAUUUGGGGUUAAAGGCUGGAAAACAUCAAUAUUUUCACACUGAGCUAAUGGAGAUGAUGAUCAAUCUUGGGGAAAAUAUCUGGGAACUGGUUCCUGUGUUCCUUCCCAGAGUUCCCUGCUUGAGAAACCUCUCACAUCCCUCUCGCACCUCGACUCAAACACACACAGGUGUGUGUGUGUGUGUGUGUGUGUGUGUGCAUUCCUGAUGCCCCGCGUCACUGGACUUCUCCAGCGUUCCAGAGUGAAUUGGAUAAAGCCUUUUCCCGUGGACCUGCUCUCAAUCAGGUCCUCUUGCCCGUGGCUGAAACUCUUUUGUGUGUUAAACAUUAUUAAAGGUGGAAGGAAAGAGUUGCAUAAUGCAGUUAACGACAAACAGGCAAUGUGAAUAUAAUAUAAUCGUGUUUAUAAAUAAUGGUUGAGUUGUUUCUUUUUAUUUCAUUUUGAUAUAUAUUUAUUUCAAUUAACUAAGACUAUUUUUAAUACUGUUUCAGUAUUUCACAGUUUUAUUUAAAAUCCUCUUGAUAUUAAAGAUGUAUUUUUUGAUAAAAAAAAAAUGUUCUGAUGA
This is a messenger RNA of Pimephales promelas (fathead minnow), 3173 nucleotides long. The record is from RefSeq and is a predicted model, not a curated record. Lineage: Eukaryota; Metazoa; Chordata; Actinopteri; Cypriniformes; Leuciscidae.